UUAGUUAUAUUACAUUCCUACAUCUAUUUAUAUCUCUUCACUCUUAUACCUCCUUACUAUCUCAAUCAACCUUAUCCCUUUCCUUUUAUUUUCUCUAUUUUUUCCCUAAAUUUUAAAAACAUGAGGUUAAUUACGUGUUAUAAUAUGUUGUUAGUUUUUCUGAUGAUGGGUAUAUGCCACGUGUCAUCAUCUUCACCGGAGAAAAAAACAUACAUAGUACACAUGGCAAAAUCCCAAAUGCCGGCAGGAUUCGACCACCAUAUACAGUGGUACGAAUCAUCACUCCGGCACGUGUCGGACACGGCUGAGAUGAUUUACACGUACACCAACGCUAUACACGGGUACGCCACACGUUUAACAGAAUCCGAAGCGGAAACUCUUUCCUCCACACCAGGAAUCUUAGCGGUUUUACCCGAGACUCGGUACGAGUUACACACAACUCGGACCCCAUCUUUUCUAGGACUCGACCGAUCUCCGGACGAGUUUAUUGAGUCGGAAUCGGCGAGUGAUGUUAUAAUCGGGGUGUUAGACACGGGUGUAUGGCCGGAGAGUAAAAGUUUUGAUGAUACGGGGAUGGGACCCGUGCCAAUGAACUGGAAUGGAGCGUGUGAAACAGGGAGAAAUUUUAGCGCUUCAAGCUGUAACAGAAAAUUAAUAGGUGCACGGUAUUUUUCUCAAGGAUAUGAAGCAGUUGUGGGGUCGUUUGAUGAAUCAGUGGAGUCGAAAUCACCACGUGAUGAUGAUGGACAUGGGACCCACACGGCUAGUACUGCUGCUGGAUCCCCUGUGGAAGGUGCUAGUCUUUUUGGGUACGCUCCUGGGACGGCGCGUGGGAUGGCUCCUAAAGCUAGAGUGGCGGCUUACAAGGUUUGUUGGGCAGGAGGAUGUUUCAGUUCUGACAUUUUAAAAGCCAUUGAUAAGGCAAUUGAAGAUAAAGUGAAUGUGUUAUCGCUUUCGUUGGGUGGAGGAAUGUCGGAUUACUAUAGGGAUAGCGUGGCCAUCGGGGCAUUUGCGGCGAUGGAACACGGCAUUUUGGUGUCAUGUUCGGCAGGGAAUUCAGGACCGAGUGCAUUCAGCUUGUCGAAUGGGGCACCUUGGAUUACUACUGUAGGGGCCGGGACACUCGAUAGGGACUUCCCAGCGUUUGCUACUGUUGGUGAAGGAAAGAAAUAUUUUGGUGUUUCACUUUUCCGAGGCGAUUCGUUGCCUCAAGGGCAGCUUCCCCUUGUUUAUGCAGGAAAUGCUAGCAAUUCCACUAGUGGCAGUUUAUGUAUGACUGGCACAUUAAUUCCUGAGAAGGUGAAAGAUAAGAUCGUAUUGUGUGAUCGUGGGGUCAAUGCUCGGGUCCAGAAGGGCGCUGUCGUCAAAGCUGCUGGUGGUCUCGGCAUGAUUUUAGCUAAUACCGAUGCAAAUGGAGAAGAGUUAGUUGCUGAUGCACAUUUACUGCCCGCGACAUUGGUGGGCCAGAAGAGUGGAGACGCAAUAAGGGAUUACGCAAUUACGGACUCUAAACCGACUGCCACCAUCCUUUUCGAGGGGACAAAGGUCGGUGUUCAACCAUCUCCUGUGGUGGCGGCAUUCAGUUCUCGAGGUCCGAAUGGGAUCACCCCCGAGAUAUUAAAGCCUGAUAUAAUUGCCCCAGGUGUUAAUAUCUUAGCUGGGUGGUCGGGAGCUAUGGGUCCCACCGGGGUGGCUUCUGACACGAGACGGGUUCAGUUUAACAUCAUAUCAGGGACUUCGAUGUCGUGUCCUCAUGUGAGCGGUCUUGCUGGGUUCCUAAAGGGUGCACACCCUGAGUGGAGUCCCGCGGCAAUAAAAUCUGCUUUGAUGACUACGGCUUAUGUUACUUACAAAAACGGGGAGACUCUUAAGGAUACGGCUACUGGGAAGCCAUCGACACCCUUUGACCACGGAGCUGGACACGUAGACCCUGUCUCAGCCCUAAAUCCCGGGCUGAUCUACGAUCUCACAAUCGAUGAUUACUUGGGUUUCCUGUGUGCACUUAAAUACACCCCAUCACAAAUAAGCUCAGUUGCUCGGAGAAAUUUCACCUGUGACAGUGACAAGAAUUACAGCCUAUCGGAUUUCAAUUACCCUUCAUUUGCGGUCUCAUUUAAAUCGACCCCAGCACACAAAGCAGCUGACAGUCCAAGAAGCGGGCCCAUUGUAUUGAAGCACACUCGGACGGUGACCAAUGUGGGCCCACCUGGCUCAUAUAAGGUAACAGUAACUUCACAGGCACCAGAGGUUAAGAUAUCAGUUGACCCAGAAGUCCUGAGCUUCAGUAAAGUAAAUGAGAAGAAAUCAUACACAGUAACUUUUAGUAGUGAGCCAAUGCCUUCAGAUACAAACAAGUUUGCUAGGAUUGAAUGGUCAGAUGGUAAGCAUAUAGUUACCAGCCCCAUUGCAUUCAGCUGGUCAUGAUCAAAUUCCUUACUGAACAAAAUUUGUUCAGAAAAAUUCGAUUUCGGAAAAAAUGUGCAAUGAGAUCAGAGUUCUAAUAGGGACCCGCAAUCCAUAAGAUUAACAGUUGAAGGUAUCUCAAACUUUCAGGCAUGAGACCUGCGUUCGAAUAGGGACCCGCGUUCAAUACGGCCAAACCAUGAGAUAAGGCUGUAUUGUUAGUGUAUUGUUCAAUUGUUCUGCUACUAAGAGAGUAAGAGUGAAGGAAGGAAAUUAUGUAAUGUUCUUAAAGAUAAGAGCAAAAAUUAUGAUUUACUUUUUUAAUCUUCAAUGAAGUUUUAUUUCCAAGAUGUGAUAAAA
This is a messenger RNA of Amaranthus tricolor (Joseph's coat), 2763 nucleotides long. RefSeq names its product subtilisin-like protease SBT1.7. Lineage: Eukaryota; Viridiplantae; Streptophyta; Magnoliopsida; Caryophyllales; Amaranthaceae. The transcript has 3 exons. The record is from RefSeq and is a predicted model, not a curated record. Gene Ontology annotation, molecular function: serine-type endopeptidase activity. Gene Ontology annotation, biological process: proteolysis. Bases 121 to 2424 code for a protein of 767 amino acids.